ACAGGUGUUUUGGCGUCGUUCUGGAAUUUUUGCGUGUUUUCUCACGGAAAGUGUCUCAAAUCGGUUCAGUUUGUGAUAAUUUCUAGUGUUAACGCUGUGCUAACUCGUGCAAAAGUGUGUUGAUAACGUGAGCUAGCGGAAUUGCCUGCUGCAGGAGAUUAUUUUGUGCCGAUUAUUCGGUUUCGUUUUCAAAAUCGAUGGUGGUGGCUGUUUGACAAUGACGAUGUUCUUCAACGGUGUUGAACCCAUUCAGGCCACUUCGACCGGGGUGACGAUGAAUGCAAACAUUACGUCGAUGAUGCCUGGUUUGAUCCAGGAGCAGCAGUUCUGCUUGCGCUGGAACAACUACCACUCCAACCUGUCGGCCGUGUUCGAUCAGCUCUACCAGAAUCAGUGCUUUGUAGAUGUUACACUGGUAGGCGACGGUCGUUCAAUUAAGGCUCACAAAAUGGUUCUGGCUGCCAGCAGUCCCUACUUCCAAACCAUUUUCUCCGAGACCCCAUGCAAACAUCCGGUCGUUAUUAUCAAGGAUGUCAAAUGGGAAGAACUGAGAGCGUUGGUUGAAUUCAUGUACCGCGGUGAAAUAAACGUUGGUCAAGAGCAAAUUCGACCGCUACUUAAACUAGCCGAGAUGUUUCAAAUCCGUGGUUUGGCUGAAGUAAAGCACGAAGAUGUUCAAAUGCCCGUUCAGGAGCCGACCGUCGAACAGUUCACAGUGUACGCUGCUUUGAAUUCGGAGAACUAUCAGCUUCAAGCGACGGUUUCAGCGGAAGAUGUCAGCUGUGCGCCGCCCGACGACAAGCAAAAGACAAAGGAACGGGAAAUAGCACGGAAGCAAACCCUCGAAACGGUGGACGUUCCCGUAGAGUGGCCCAUCGAGGAAGAUUUAAAGAGUACGAUCUCCGAUUCAAAACCAAAAUCAGCACGCAAACGAAAGCAGUCCGCCGUAUCGAGCGAUGCCGGCUCGAUACCCAAUUUCGAGAUGUACACCGAUCACUUUCACAUUAAUAAUGGCCCGGUAGCGAUUCCUCAACUGGCAGGACCAGCCGCUGUAGCAGCGCCGGGUCAUCUAAAUCCGCCGGUAAACACCUGCAAACCACCGGAGGAACCGGACGCAAGCACGAAGAUGAGUUUUUUGGAUUCCACACAGGAAGAAGAUACAUCCAUCAACACCCCCCAGGAGUGGAAAUCUUCCAGCACCAGUGCAACCGAAUCUCGCAGCAGCAGCAAGCAGAAAGCUCCCGCCUGGAACUGGAACCAACUGCAGGAGGCGAUCGCCGCCGUGGUGACCCAGCGGUUGCGAUUCACCCAGGCCUCGGCCCAGUACAACAUCCCCAAGGGAACGCUGUACGAUAACAUUCUCGGCAAGGCGCACCGCAUGGCAGUGCUGCAGGAUUUGGCGCUCAGUCCGGCCGAGGAAGCCGCCGUUCUGGAGUUCUGCUGUGACACCACCAAUUCACCGUACAACAAACGCACCAAAAAAUCGCUGAAAAGUAUCCUCGAAUUUCUCGCCCGCUUCGAGGCCUACCGCGGCAAAGCGGACCGGUUCAAGUUCGGCGGCAAGCCCGGGUUCCGCUGGUGGUGGGCCUUCUGUCGGAAGCACUCUAUUGUUUCGCUGUACUACGAAGGGAUGAAAGCAGAUGAAAAAUGCGGACAGGACACGAACAAAAAAACCCGCAGAAGUGCCGAACUGGAGGACGAAGCUGAAGCUCAGUGAGUUGACGAUUUUGAUUGAUUGAUACUUUUUGUGCCUUAUUCCCGUGUAAUUGCUUGUGAUUGAAACAUUCUCGUUAGCUGUUAAGUAAUUAUCGCAAUUUAUGUAGUAAAUAGCGUUGU
Messenger RNA from Sabethes cyaneus, 1836 nucleotides. RefSeq lists its product as uncharacterized. Lineage: Eukaryota; Metazoa; Arthropoda; Insecta; Diptera; Culicidae. Bases 218 to 1717 code for a protein of 499 amino acids. The transcript is spliced from 3 exons. Gene Ontology annotation, biological process: regulation of transcription by RNA polymerase II. Gene Ontology annotation, molecular function: DNA binding; protein binding. The record is from RefSeq and is a predicted model, not a curated record. Gene Ontology annotation, cellular component: nucleus.